Messenger RNA from Ixodes scapularis (black-legged tick), 430 nucleotides. RefSeq names its product multidrug resistance-like ATP-binding protein MdlB. NCBI's taxonomy places the organism in Eukaryota, Metazoa, Arthropoda, Arachnida, Ixodida, Ixodidae. Bases 1 to 375 code for a protein of 124 amino acids. The record is from RefSeq and is a predicted model, not a curated record. Gene Ontology annotation, cellular component: membrane. Gene Ontology annotation, molecular function: ATP hydrolysis activity; ATPase-coupled transmembrane transporter activity; ATP binding. The transcript is spliced from 3 exons. Gene Ontology annotation, biological process: transmembrane transport.
AUGCGCAUUCAUUACUCGCAUUGUGUUGGACAGAGGCAACUAGUGUGCCUGGCCAGGGCGCUGAUCCGGAUGCCGAAGGUGCUUCUCUUGGACGAAGCCACGUCCCAGAUGGACGGGGACACAGACCGCUUGAUCCAGACGACGCUGAGGGAGAGCUUUGCUGGAUGCACCCUCCUGGCCAUAGCACACCGCAUCCACACCGUGCUGGACUACGACAAGAUCCUGGUGAUGGGUGAUGGCAAGGUGCUCGAGUAUGGUCCAGUGGAUCAGCUGCUAGGCGACGACCAUUCGCUCUUUGGCGCGAUGGCGCGAAAAGCCGGUGUCCUGACCAAACAGAACAGUUUUCGAGAGAGUGCACUCCUCACGGAACUCUGAAGGUUGUUUUGGAAGGCGCGCCACUGACGGACCCUCGACAAGGCUUCCGCUUGCA